UGUGUUAAUAACCAUUUGAUGUUAUGUUACACAAUGAAGUACUGUUACUUUCAACAAAGGAGUUAAUUGGAUGUUUCCCAGUAACAGUUGUGUGUUUAGAACUUUGAGUGUAUUUCAAAUGGAAGUUGCUAACUUCUGCUGUUUCAUGCUUUGUAUUUAUCUACAUAUAUACAGAAGGGCCAGAAUUGUGAAGAAACUUGGGUUCAGUCUGAACUUCUGUUUUAAGAUGCUCUUGGUUGGCAGUCGGAAGACAGGCUAACUGCAGACUUUUUCUGUGCUCAAGCUCACUUCAAAUGGAUUAGCUUGUAAGGAAGGAAACAGAACAUCGCCCAGGCUCUCUCUUUCCUGGAACAGCAGUUGAGCAGUUUGGAAAGCGACAAAUGAAUUACCUCUUUUAGAUGAGUGAGAGGUAAAAAGCAACGAAUUCAUGCUGUUCCACUAUUUUGGCUGAAAUAUGGAGCCAAAUGAGCUUUGUUUCAUGUUUCAGGUGUAUAUGGCUCAUGAUUCCUUGCUACAAUCCAUGCAUUAUCUGAGGCACUAAGACCCCUAUUUAAUUUCCACUUGCUUGUGUAGAGAAGAAAAAACCCAAAACCCUUUAUCAAUGAAAACCUAGGGUCUUCCUCUUGUCCCAAGAGUUCCUGGACCUCAGAGCUCUUGGCCUGGAACGUGUCCGGUGGUGCACUGUGUCUGAGCAAGAGCUUUCCAAGUGUAAUGACAUGAGUAAAGCCUUUAGUGAGGCUGGCAUCCUUCCCCCUCUGGAGUGUACAAAGGGGGGGUCACCUGCUAACUGUACCCAGAUGAUCAAGGAUGAUUUGGCAGAUGCAGUGACACUGGAUGGCCGUUUGAUUUACCAGGCUGGAAAGGAGCAUGGUCUGAAACCUGUGGUUGGGGAAGUAUAUGAUCAAGAGAUUGGAACUUCCUACUAUGCCGUGGCUGUGGCAAGAAAGAGCUCCAACAUCACCAUCAACAGCUUGAAGGGUGUCAGUUCAUGCCACACAGGCAUCAACAGAACUGCUGGCUGGGAUGUCCCAGUGGGUUAUCUGAUGGACAGUGGACGCCUGGCAGCAAUGGGAUGUGACCUUCCAAAAGCUGUAAGUGACUACUUCAGUGUAAGCUGUGUUCCUGGAGCAAAUGGUAUAAACUAUCCCAAAUCCCUCUGUAAGCUCUGCAAAGGGGAUUCUGCUGGGCAGAACAAAUGUGCACGGAAUUCCCAAGAGCGAUACUAUGACUACAGUGGGGCUUUCAGGUGUUUGGCUGAAGGUGCUGGAGAAGUUGCUUUUGUGAAGCACAGCACAGUGCCUGAAAAUACUGAUGGAAGAAGUCUUUUUUCCUGGGCCCAGCGGCUUCGCUCCCAGGACUUCCAGCUUCUGUGCCCCAGUGGCAACACAGCUGAUGUGACAGAGUGGAGGACCUGCCACCUGGCCCGAAUCCCAGCUCGUGCCGUGGUUGUGCGGCCUGAUACAGAUGGGGCAGUUGUCUUCCAGCUCCUGAACCAGGGACAACGAAGAUUUAAUGGGUUAGGCACCAAGUUUCAGAUGUUUGACUCUGCAGCCUAUGGUGCCCAGAAUCUUCUGUUCAGAGACUCCACCAUAGAGCUUGUUGCAAUCACAGCUCAGAAUUACCAGGCAUGGCUGGGUGAUGAGUAUUUUCAUGCUAUGCAAGCUCUGAGCUGCAACCCCAACACCUUGCCAGAAAGCCUGAACUGGUGUGUUGUAUCCACUGAGGAGAUUUGGAAAUGUGGUGAAAUGGCCAUUGCCUUUAAGAAAAAGAAUUUGAAACCAGCAAUUCAGUGUAUUUCAGCCAAGACAAAGGAAGAGUGCAUGAAACUGAUCCAGAAAAAGGAAAGUGAUACUGUUGUUCUGGGUGGAGCUGAUAUUUACACAGCUGGGAAGACAUAUGGCCUUGUACCAGCUGCUGGAGAAAGUUACUCUGCUGAGGACAGCGGCAGCGCGUACUACGCGGUGAUAGUAGUGAAGCGAAAUGCAUCCAAUGCUUUCACCAUCCGUGACCUAAAGGGGAAGAAGUCCUGCCACACAGGACUGGGGAGAAAUGCUGGAUGGAAUAUUCCCAUUGGGAUGCUAAUUAAGAGAGGUGUUAUUAAGACCAGAGACUGUAAUAUUCCUCAAGCUGUGAGUGAGUUUUUCUCUGCCAGCUGUGUGCCUUCAGCUGAGCUGGACAAUUACCCAUCAAAACUCUGUCAACUAUGUAUUGGAGAUGACAGUGGAAACAACAAAUGCAGUGCAAGUAGCCAGGAACGUUAUUACAGCUACAGUGGAGCCUUCAGGUGCCUGGCACAGGACUCUGGGGAUGUGGCCUUUGUGAAGCACUCAACAGUGUUUGAAAACACAGAUGGUAAGAAUACUGAUAGUUGGGCCCAAAACUUGAAAUCCAGUGAUUUCCAGUUACUGUGUCCAAAUGGUGCCCGUGCUGAAGUCACCCAGUUUGCCGAGUGUCACCUGGCUCAAGUGCCAGCCCAGGCCGUUAUGGUUCACCCAGAUACCAGCAUUUUUGCUCUGUAUGGACUCCUGGAUAAAGCCCAGGUCUACUUUGGAAAUAGCAGCAAUGGAAAUGGAUUCAAAAUGUUUGAUUCUUCAGCUUUUCAAGGGAAAAACUUGAUCUUUAAGGAUUCUACUAUUAAGAUUGUGCCAGUAGUAGAGAGGAGGACACAUGCAGAAUGGCUGGGGAGUGAAUAUAUUGAGUCUCUCGAAGGCUUGCAAGCACCACAAUGCUCUGGGGCAGGAGACAUUUUAAACCUACAUGUCUAUUAUCCUUGGGAGUUCCUUUCCAGCUCUCCUUGCAGAACGGUUGUUUUCCCAUUAGUGACAUCUGGAGUUACCUACUGGGUGAUCAAGUCUUUGCAGCAGCUGGACUUAUGUUCAAGUUGCAUCAACAGCUACACCCUUCUUGUGUCACCUCGUCUUCUCUUUACCAUCUUUUCCUUCAUUCUCGACUAUUGCGUUUAUCGAUUGGCUCCUUUUUGGGAAGCAGAUCCAUGGAAAGCUCUGGUACUUCUUGCUGGAUCAUACGUUACUCUGGUAUUUUAUACAAGAACAUUUACCAACACACUUGAAGGACUUCUCUUUGCUCUUUUGAUGGUAUUGGUUUCCUCUAGGUCUAGGGGCAGCUUAGCAGAGCCUACAAGCAGCCCUCUCAUAGGUGUUGUAACAGCUGCUGGGUUUUUCAACAGACCAACGUUUUUGGCUUUUGCUCUAAUGCCCCUGCUUUACUGGGUAGGUUUAAUUGUUGACUGUCAUAAGAGCAUUAAAACUGUCAUAAACCACUUUUUGAAGCUUGUUCUAUGUUCGUGUUUCACUGCCAUUAUUUUCAUAACAGCUGACACCUUGUAUUUUACCUCCAUGGGCCUAGACAACAUCUACAGCAUCAAAGAGAGCAGCAUAUUUGAUGUGGUAGGUCAACUAAAUGAGAAAAUUAUAGUAACCCCUUUAAAUUUUCUCAGGUAUAAUCUUAAUCCUCGUAAUCUUGCACUGCAUGGAAGUCACCCACGAGUGACUCAUUUUGCAGUCAACGGAAUAAUGCUGUUUGGGAUCUUACAUAUCCUGGCCAUCUGUGCAGGGUUUAAAAUGUUAAAGGAAUAUAUCCAUCACCUGAUAUGGGUCAGAGCAAAUCGCCAUGGGUCAUCUGGGCUGUUAGUGCAUUCUAAGGGCAAUCCAACAUUACUGCUGUUUUAUUUUGUUCCUUUGGCAAUUCUCUCCCUGUUCAGCCACCAAGAACCUCGGUUUCUCAUUCCUCUCAUCCUGCCAUUAGUCCUGUUCAGCACGUCACAGAACAGAGCUGUAAAGUGGAAACACGUUAUUGUUGUGUUCAAUGUUCUUGGGGCUUUGUUGUUUGGGUGCUUACACCAAGGAGGACUCAUCCCAUGUCUGUUUCACUUGGAGCAACUCCUGCAUUCUCCAGACUCUUCAAGCCACCCAACACACUAUUCCCUGCUCUUUGCUCACACCUAUAUGCCUCCUAGGUCUCUGCUUAAUAUCAAGAAGAGAGACACACAUAUAGAAGUCAUUGAUAUGGCUGGGUGUGAAGAAGAAACCCUCUGCCAAACAGUAGAGCAGCAGGCAAACAAUUGUACCUGCAGUGACUGUCAUGUUUUUGUUAUAAUCCCUGGUACAGUCAGAGCCACAAUUACAAAAUGUGGUGUCUUGUUCAAGAAUGAGACUUUGAUAUUUCCACACUUAUCAAUGGAAGACCCACCACAAAUACCCUUCUUAUUCAGUGGAAAUUGGAGAAGUCAGUUAGGACUAUACAUCCUUCAGGUAGAGAGAUCACAAGCAUCUUUAGAUUUUAGGAGAAAAAUAUUCUAGCUUUUCAUUUCACUUGGGGGCUGCCUGAGCUGCUGUAAGACCUUCCUCUUCACAGACCCACCUUCAGCACAAGCGGUGACACUGGGAGCUCCCGAGUCUCUUUGUUCCCUUUCCUCUUGCUCUGAUAUUCCCCAGUAUAGCCAGUUCUGGUUAGAACCUGCUUAAAAUUGGAGUUCUUCAGCCCCUGUGGUGUUUUAUAUGAAUCUGUAAUUUUCUUGAGGAGAGAGGAUGCAGUCAGAGCCCACUAAAACUGUGAUUCAUGCUUAGCUCUUUCUGUGUGAGAUUUUGAAAGUUCUUAUAAUCUCUGACUGAGGGUUUGUGGAUUGUGUGGUUUUAAAUGAUAAUAGGCACUAAGUCAUCUGCUGGAGAGACUAGACAAAAGCUGGUCUGACUCAAUAAGGCUUUAUUUUUAUGCUUUGAAAAAUUCAGACCCUCCUCACAGUCAUUGGGCCAGAUCACAGUCACAAUAUAGACACCAGCACUGCAAUAUUAUCUUGGGUGGUUCUGUUUUGAAAAAUCCCCAGUGGUGAUCUGACAGAAUCUGAUUUAGAACCCAGAAGAUGCUUCAGCAUAAGUACUUGUGCUAAAUCCUAAAAUCCAAGCUUUGCCCGUUUAGCC
Molecule: messenger RNA, 4937 nt
Organism: Apus apus (common swift)
Lineage: Eukaryota; Metazoa; Chordata; Aves; Apodiformes; Apodidae
Gene: MELTF
Product: melanotransferrin
Exons: 16
Coding region: 717-4319 (1200 amino acids)
Biological process (GO): GPI anchor biosynthetic process; iron ion transport
Cellular component (GO): early endosome; extracellular region; plasma membrane
Molecular function (GO): alpha-1,2-mannosyltransferase activity
Source: RefSeq, a predicted model, not a curated record